Conger conger (European conger) is the source of this 3440-nucleotide messenger RNA. It is a transcript of the gene elmo3, whose product is annotated as engulfment and cell motility 3. Lineage: Eukaryota; Metazoa; Chordata; Actinopteri; Anguilliformes; Congridae. Bases 322 to 2469 code for a protein of 715 amino acids. Gene Ontology annotation, biological process: actin filament organization; cell motility. The record is from RefSeq and is a predicted model, not a curated record. The transcript is spliced from 21 exons.
AGCCAGACGGCCAGAUUUCUCGGUCCUGUAGGGGGCGAGUGGGAUUCAAGCUACAACUUCAACCCGGAACUGUGAAAGUGAUCAAUUAGCUGCUUUGAAACCCUGGAAGUUCGUUGCAGCCCGAAAACUUUUGCCAAGAAAACUUCCCACGGAGAACUGGUUGCCACCACAAAGACGGAAUACAAAUGCUUCCCACCUUCUCCACGCAUUUUCGAGGACAAUAAAUUCGUAUUCUCAACAGGGCCCUGUCUGGCUUGCUCCUCUGAGCUAGGCAGCAGCUGAGUCUCUGACACACACACACACGCUCACACACACUUCAACAUGCCGCCACCAAAGGACAUUGUGAAGAUCGCCAUCCAGAUGCCGGGGGCUUACCCCCAGCUUAUUGAUCUGGACCAGAAAAAGCCCCUCUCGGCUGUGAUCAAGGAAGUUUGCGACGGCUGGAAUCUCCCCGGGCCGGAUAAUUACGCCCUGCAGUACACCGACGGCAUUCAGACCUACAUCACCGAGUCGAACCGUCUGGACAUCAAGAAUGGCAGCAUUCUUCGUCUGACCCAAGCCCCGGGGCGUUGUGCAGAGGACCUGUAUAAGGGGAUUCAGAGCUCAGACGGGGGGGUACGCUGUGACUCCCUGAAGCAGCUGGCGAGCGUGUCCACUGACGUCACCUUCGCCCAGGAGUUCAUCAGCCGCGACGGGCACACCCUGCUGGUGCACAUCGUGGAGAGCGCCAACGAGAAUGCCCUCAUUAUGACUCACACUCUGACAGCCUUCAUGGAGCUGAUGGAUCAUGGGAUAGUGUCCUGGGAGAACCUCUCCUCUGUCUUCAUUAAGAAGAUCGCCAGCUUCGUUAAUGCCAAGUCCCAGGACGCCUCCAUCCAGCAGCUGUCCCUGGCCAUCCUGGGUAACAUGGUGCUCAGCAGCAGCAGCCUCUUCACGCUGGUCAAGCAGGAGGUCACCCUGGAGAGGCUCAUCCUACACAUGCAAGUGACUAACCAGCAGAUCCAGACCAAAGCCAUGGCGCUCCUCAUGGCCCUGCUACUGACAGCAGGCGAGACAGAUAGACAGGAACUUUUUGCAUUCCUUUCGAAGAAAGACGUACGUCAGUAUAUUUACAAGAACAUCAUCCACAGCUCUGGGUCCGUGGGGGACGAGAUGGCCCACUAUCUGUACGUCCUGCAGUCUGUCAGCCUGAACCACCUGGAGCCUCGCAUGAGAACCCCGCUGGACUCCUACAACCAGGACCAGCGGGAGGUCCUCCAUGCUCUGCGUCAGGCAGCGUUUGUGUCAGAGGCCGACAGCGGCCUGAGCCACGAGCGACGCCGCUCUCUCUGUGCCAAAGAGUUCAAGAAGCUGGGCUUCUCCAACAACAGUAACCCCGGCCAGGAUCUGAUCCGGACCCCUCCUGGGCUGCUUGCACUCGACACCAUGACCUACUUUGCCUCGAGCUACCCUGGCGCUUACAGCAGGUUUGUGUUGGAGAACAGCAGCAGAGAGGAUAAACAUGAAUGCCCGUUCGCUCGCAGCAGUAUUCAGCUCACCCUCAUCCUGUGUGAGAUCCUGCGUAUCGGGGAGCCCCCGUCGGAGACGGGCUCGGACUACCACCCGGUGUUCUUCUCCCAGGACUGCCUGCUGAAUGAGCUCUUCUGCAUCUGCAUUCAGCUACUCAACAAGACCUGGAAGGAGAUGAGGGCCACGCAGGAGGACUUUGACAAGGUGAUGCAGGUUGUCCGGGAGCAGAUCACUCGGACCCUGUCCACCAAGCCCACCUCCCUGGAGCUCUUCAAGAACAAGGUGAACGCCCUGAACUACAGCGAGAUCCUCAAACUGCGGCAGACCGAGCGACUGCACCAGGAAGAGACCCUCGCCCCGCCCGUGCUAGAGCUGAAGGAGAGGCUGAAGCCGGAGCUGUUGGAGCUCAUUCGGCAGCAGAGGCUGAACCGCCUGUGCCACGGAACUCUUUUCCGCAAGAUCAGCAGCCGGCGCAGGCAGGAUAAGCUGUGGUACUGCCGGCUCUCGCCCAAUCACAAAGUCCUGCACUAUGGCGACGUUGAGGAGGACUCGGACACGCCCCCCAUUGAGAUGCUGCAGGAAAAGAUCCCUGUGUCUGAUAUCAAAGCACUACUGACAGGGAAAGACUGUCCACACAUGAAAGAGUACAAGGGCAAGCAGAAUAAAGAAGUGUUGGACCUGGCCUUCAGCAUCACAUACGACGUGGAGGAGGACAACCUUAACUUCAUCGCCUCCUCCAGAACUGACUUCUGUCUAUGGACGGACGGGCUGAGUGUUCUCCUUGGGCGGGACAUGACCAGCGAGUGCAUGCGCAGUGAACUGGAGAUCCUGCUCUCCAUGGAGAUCAAGCUCCGCCUCCUGGACCUGGAGAACGUCCCCAUCCCGGAAAGCGCGCCCCCUAUUCCCAAACCGCCCAGCAACUUCAACUUCUGCUACGACUACAGUCAGACGGAGCAGUAGGACCUGCUGGGUGGCAGGGAUAUGUACGACAGACAGAGUCACUGACAGAGAGCAUGAGUGCCCAUAGGUGGGUCUGUGUGUGUGUGGGGGGGGGGGGUAGUGUGGUCAUUGGAUGUGACUUGAUUUGGUGAGACAAUCCUUGUGGUAGGUGUGGCCACAGAGCGUACGUGGUUAUUUCAUAUAAGCAGAUGUGUGACUUUAAAAAAGAAAAGAAAACCUGGGGGAUGUGGCUUUUAGAGGGGUGGAGUCUCUGGGACCCUCAUUUUGGUCCAUAAAAUAUUUGUUUCAUACUGUAUGACUCUGGGCGCAAGGAUUACGGUGCAGCCUGGAGAUGGCUGCUAAGGACACGAUAACAACUCCGGUGAACACUUUACAUCCCUCUACCUCACUCCUAGCCUCUCCCACCUUUGGGCGAUUCAGUUAUUCCUUAUUUCUCUUUAUUUCAUUUAAUUUUUGGGGGAUAUAGUGGUACAAGGCUUGCAGUGCGUGAUGUCAUCACACUGAGCUGCACUCAUUGGUGUUUUUGGAAGACCUAAAAAGACUGUCUAAGAGCACCUCUGGUCUGCUGGGGUCCAACAUGGAGGCCAGUCCUCGACGGUACGGGACGUUCAGUCUACAGAGCUCCACCUUCAGUCUACAGAGCUCCACGUUUAGUAUACAGAGACCCAUGUAUUCACCUGGUUUCUGGCCCUAAGGUGCACUUUCUCCCGCAUAAAUCCUCAAAAUGCAGACCAUUGACACGUUGAAAGAAUUAACAGUAACAAUUCCACUAAAAACCUCAAAAGCAUUGUGUGUUCAAUGUUCAAAUCAUUUCUGUUAUUUCUUUGACUAAUGAAAUGCCACUGUUUGAGACUGUUUUGUCUUACAUGAUUUGAUCUAUGUGAAGAUUUUCAUUUUGGCUGCCUUUGGCUUGUCCCAAAGCAUUUACUCACUGAAUCCGAGAGGCAGUGAAUAAAAAAACAACUCCUGAA